GAGUGAAAACAACUUGUUUAACGUGUAGUUUUGUCAUUUCUCCAUAGCCUACUUCAUUCAUUCAUUCAUUCACCUCCUCUCUCUCUCUCCUAAUCAAUUCAAGGCCUCCAGUAUUUCUUUCAUCUUUGUUGGUAGAAGCCAACAACACAAAACAAGAAGAUCAUAUAUAUAUAUAGAGAGAGAGAGAGAGAGUCAUGGGUAGAAGUAAGUCACUAAAAUCACAGUCUAAAACUUCAAGGUUGAUACAACCACAAUUUGUUGCCUCCAAAAAGAGGAAGAUUGGUCAGAAAGUUGUGUUCAAAGUGCAAAUGGAAGGAAAAGCUAUAAAGCAGAAAAAUGAAGGGCCUCCUUCAGAUUGUUGGUCCUGGAGAAAAUAUGGACAGAAACCCAUUAAAGGUUCACCUUAUCCCAGGGGAUACUACAGAUGCAGCAGUUCAAAGGGUUGUUCAGCUAAAAAACAAGUAGAAAGGUGCAGUAAAGAUGCAUCCUUGUUCAUCAUCACAUACACAUCCAGCCAUAAUCAUCCAGGUCCAAACUUGCCUAAUAAUAAAGACACAGUCACACAUGAUUCCACCGCGACUCUGCCGCAGCAAGAUCGAGAACCAACAGUGGAUAAAGACGUGCCCCUCAAAGAUAAUGGGGAUAGUACUACUACUACUACUACUGCCACCAGCAUCUCCCAAGGCAUACCUGAAGAGAAUUUGUUCACUGAUAGUUUCUUGGGAACAAUUUCAUAUGAUGAUUUUCUGCCCCUUUCUUACCCUCAACUAAUGGAAUUCCCAAAAUCCGAAUUGUCAGAAGAAAAUGACUUCUAUGAUGAACUGGGAGAAUUGCAACUACCUCCAUCUUCUACGUCCUUCGCAGGCAUUUUUGAGGAGGCAAUCCUUGUAGAUCCCUCUUAGUUGGUAAAAUGCAAAUAUCAGUCACAGUUUCAGAUAGGUAGUAGAAUCUAUUGAGUUUGUGAAUCCUUGAUGGAUUUUGUUGCCAUUAGGUCACUCAGCACAUUUGUAUAUAAUGAUAUCACCGGAAGGAAACAUCAAACAUUUCAUUUGAGGUUGCACUUUUUGUAGCCAUGUAAAGGGAACUGGUUCUUUUU
Molecule: messenger RNA, 1096 nt
Organism: Capsicum annuum
Lineage: Eukaryota; Viridiplantae; Streptophyta; Magnoliopsida; Solanales; Solanaceae
Product: probable WRKY transcription factor 65
Exons: 3
Coding region: 195-902 (235 amino acids)
Biological process (GO): regulation of DNA-templated transcription
Cellular component (GO): nucleus
Molecular function (GO): DNA-binding transcription factor activity; transcription cis-regulatory region binding
Source: RefSeq, a predicted model, not a curated record